Messenger RNA from Astyanax mexicanus (Mexican tetra), 5082 nucleotides. RefSeq names its product protein kinase N3 (gene pkn3). Gene Ontology annotation, molecular function: small GTPase binding; ATP binding; protein serine/threonine kinase activity. The transcript has 22 exons. The record is from RefSeq and is a predicted model, not a curated record. Gene Ontology annotation, biological process: signal transduction; protein phosphorylation. Bases 304 to 3162 code for a protein of 952 amino acids. Lineage: Eukaryota; Metazoa; Chordata; Actinopteri; Characiformes; Acestrorhamphidae.
ACUUCCCAAAGAAAGUACCGGUCACUCCUGCCGCCUCCAGCCGACCUGCCUUCCUUCUCCGCCCGCCCGAGAGAGCUGGACAUACCGUAUGAGCUACUAUGGAGGGUUUUUACAUGAUAAAUCUCUCAGGAUUUGAUUGAUACGGGCAUGGUUUCGUAUGUAGCGUUUUAAAGCGGUUAAAUUAAGGAGCGAGGCGGCUCAGGGCUCGUCCGUUGCUGGUUCGUAGGUUCGUCAGGUGGCUGCUGUUCAUUCAACUCACUGAAACCUGCUUUGUUUGACACUUUCCCUCCCCGUUUACAGGCGAUGUCGGGCGUGACACUUCAGAGUGGUUCCAUGCGGAUCCUGGCCGAGGGUGACCUUCUGGACCCAGAGUUCCAGCAGCGGCUGGAGGAUGCUCGUGCUUUGCUCAGACAAGAGAUCCAGCGUGAACUAAAGAUCAAGGAGGCGGCAGAGCGGCUCCGGCGGGCCGUCACCAACAGGAAGAGUGCCGCUGAUGUGGAAGGACAGCUACGAGCCUCCAGCCGUAAGCUGGAGCAGCUCCACUGGGAGCUCCAGGAACUAAAUGCACGAGCAAUGGCUAUGGAGAAGGAGACAUCCACAGACACUACCACUUCUCCAGACCCCUGCCAUUGGGAGGACUCAACAUCUCCACUGGCCAAUCGCAUCCGCACCCUGCGGAAACAGCUCACCAUGGAGCUGAAAGUGAAACAAGGAGCUGAGAACAUCAUGCAGACGUACGCCAGCAGAUCGGUUAAGGACCGAAAGAUGCUGUCCACAGCCCAGCAGAUGCUGCAGGAUAGUCGGACCAAAAUCGAGCUGCUGCGCAUGCAGAUUGUUAAAGUGACCCAGGCCAGAGAGGGAGAGCGAGAGGCCACAGACCAGGAUGGUCGGUCCUCUGAAACCAUCAGCCCCCUGGAGUUGAGGAUGGAGGAACUUCGGCACCACUUGAGGAUCGAGGCUGCAGUGGCUGAAGGAGCCAAGAAUGUGGUGAAGCAGCUAGGGGGACGCAGGGUUCAAGACCGCAGAGCGCUGGCUGAGGCUCAAGCAAGUCUGCAGGAGUCCUCCCAGAAGUUGGAUCUUCUGCGUCUGUCUCUGGAACAGAGGCUUGGAGAACUUCCCCAGGACCACCCCAAACGAGCUGCCAUUAAAGAGGAGUUGACUGUUGGGACCUCUCCCAGUGUGGGCCUGCAGAAAGAGAGACACCAUUCUUCGUCCUCAGCAUCCUCCUCUUCAUUCUUCAAGCCAGCCAGCCUUACAGGUCGGCUGGAGGUUAGGCUGAUGGGUUGUCAGGAUCUGUUGGAGUCGGUGCCAGGUCGUUGCCGGGUGUCAUGUACCUCUUCCACCCCUGGCAGCCCUUCUGAGGCAAAGUCCCUGAGGAUGCGGUCCGGCUUGUCCACUCGCAGCACCAAUGGCAAGACAGCAAAGUCUGACGAGUUAUCCACGGAGAUCAGCGCAGUGUUGAAGGUGGAUAACCGGAUGGUGGGCCGCACACACUGGCGUCCAAUGGGCAAAGAGGCUUGGGAUCAGAGUUUCAUCAUUGAACUUGAGCGGUCUCGGGAGCUGGAGAUUGGUGUGUACUGGCGAGACUGGAGGGCCCUGUGUGCCGUGAAGUUCCUGCGUCUGGAGGACUUCUUAGAUAACCAACGGCAUGGAAUGUGUCUUUACCUAGAGCCACAAGGAACACUGUUCACUGAGGUGAGAUUCAUCAACCCUGUUAUUGAGCGGCACCCGAAACUGCAAAGACAGAAGCGUAUAUUUCCCAAAGAGAAAGGUAAAAACUUCCUGCGUGCAGCACAAAUGAACAUGAACUUUGCCACAUGGGGCCGUCUGAUGAUGAGCGUGUUGCCACCCUGCAGCAGCACCAUGGCCAUGAGCCCACCACUGGCUGCCUCCGACCUGCCCUCCCCCCCACUGCCCACUGGGCCUGACCUCACCUCUCCACCAUCUGCUGAGAAAACUGCCUCAUCUACCCCUCCUCCUUCAGGCAACUCUGCAGUUGUCAAACUGAACUUCAGCGAGGAGCGACCACCCAAACCCCCUCGUCUCUACUUGACAAAGACCCCCUCAUCAGAAAGCCCAGUGUCCAUGAACUCGAAAGGACAUUCUUCAGAAGGUCCCAAGGGCAGAGCUGAGCAGCACUGUGCUCCUAAGAAAAUAAAGGGACUGCAGAUGGAGGAUUUUAAAUGUAUCUCUGUUCUUGGGAGAGGCCACUUUGGGAAGGUGCUGCUGGCAGAGCACAAGAGCACAGGGAAAAUGUACGCCAUUAAGGCUCUAAAGAAAGGGGAUGUGGUGACUCGUGAUGAAGUUGACAGUUUGAUGUGCGAGAAGAGGAUAUUUGAGACCAUUAAUGCGUCCCAUCACCCGUUUCUGGUGAAUUUGCAUGGUUGCUUCCAGACAUGUGACCACGUGUGCUUUGUUAUGGAGUACUCGCCUGGGGGAGACCUGAUGACCCACAUACACAACAGCAUCUUCACUGAGCGCCAGACCCGGUUUUAUGCUGCCUGUGUGCUUCUGGGCCUUGAGUUUCUGCAUCAGAACAAAAUUGUUUAUAGGGACUUAAAGCUGGACAAUCUGUUAAUGGAUGCUGAUGGAUUUGUGCGAAUAGCAGAUUUCGGACUUUGCAAAGAAGGUAUGGGAUACGGUGAUCGCACGUCAACAUUUUGUGGCACACCAGAGUUUCUGGCCCCUGAGGUUCUGACGGACAGCACCUACACACGCGCUGUGGACUGGUGGGGCCUCGGAGUGCUUAUCUAUGAGAUGUUAGUGGGAGAGUCUCCAUUCCCAGGAGAUGAUGAGGAGGAAGUGUUUGACAGCAUAGUAAAUGAUGAGGUGCGCUACCCAAGGUUUCUCUCCCCAGAGUCAGUCUCUAUAAUCCAAAAGCUGCUGCAGAAAAACCCAGAGAAAAGACUGGGUGCCGGAGAGCAGGAUGCUAAUGAAGUGAAAAAACACCGGUUCUUUCAGGGAAUAGACUGGGAAGCCCUAUUAGCCAAGCGAGUCAAACCGCCAUUCCUGCCCACCAUCAAGACCUCUGGGGAUGUGAGUAAUUUUGAUGAGGAGUUUACGCGCCUCAAGCCCGUGCUCACCCCGCCGCAGACGCCCUUCUUCCUCGGAGCAGAGCAGCAGGGGAUCUUUGCAGACUUCGACUUCUCCUUGCUGCACUGACCGCCUGGGACUCGGAAGAGAAGUGAUUGUGACAUAUCGAGGCUCUGUCCCUCUGUCCUGCUUAGCUUCUCUUUGUUUCUCUCUGUCUUUCUAUUUUACCUACCUAUGCAGCCAAACCAAGUGAAGCUGGUCCGCCUCCCCCUCCCUUUAAAUUCGCUGUAAGCUUUCGUGCAACUUGAGCUACACCUGAGUUUCUUCCAAAGGAGACCACUGAACCGAGAAAGUAGCUGGAGCAGUGCUGCAGCGAGACUCGGGUGCGUUACCAGAACACUGAACUGCUCUGUCUCAAGAAUAGAGGACCUGUCAUCACUGUGAGUAAGCCAAGCUUUUACCUGCCCUGCAUUGCUCCUGAUUGGUUGGUACGUGUGGGUGUGUAUGUGUGUGUGUAUGUGUGUGUGGUUUACUGAAUGUCAUUUUCCAUUUUUUUUUUCCCUGUGUAUUUUUCAGUUUUUUUUACUUUUAACCUGUAUUUCUCGUAAUGUUACUUAUCUGCACAUUUAUUAUUAUUAUUAUUAUUAUUAUUAUUUGUAUGAUGUACGUCUUGAAUUCUCCAGUUGUUGCAUGUUAAAUUUUGUUUUUCUUUUUCAGUUCAGUGUGAGUUUAUGUGGUCAGUGUAGUCAGUAGUCUUCCAGCUUAGUAGAGCUUUUGAUGCACACUUGCACUGAAACUGAACGAAUAGUUCGGGAUAGAUGAUUGUAAGAGCAGAUUGAGAAUGAUUGAGACUGUGUCCUUCCCAGAGCUGCAUUUCUCUUUUUAUGCACCUUGAUAAAAUGAAUGAUGAACAAUGUUGAGAACAACUAUAAACAGAAAAUGAUGUCUAAAUACCUAAAUUAUAUGGUAGAUGAAGUACUCUGAAUUUUAGCUCAUAGACAUUCGUCUGGGUCGCCUGGAUGAUGUACUUGUUUCUGUGUCAAAGGUCUCUCUGUGAGUGUGUGUGUGUGUAACCGAAUACAUGUGGAAAACGUUGGCUCAUGGCUAGUCUCUGAACUGGCUUUGGUCCACACUGUUCUCCAAAAUGAAAUGAACACAGGGCUGGGCCUGUUACUGCAGGUACUGUUUGUCCUCUUUGGUCCGACCCAAUAAAAACAACAACAGUAAUAUUAAAAUAAACAAUUUUAGAGGGAUACAGAAAAUUGGGCUUGGACCAAGAAGGCAACCUAACCAGCUUAACCAGAACUAAAAUUACUCCACCCUGCCUGUCUGAUUAUCGGUCUAUCUGUCUGUCUAUCUGUAUGUUGUCUGUGCACCUGCUUACUGUGAUAGAGAUGACGUUUAAAGGUACAAUAUAUAAUAUUUUUGUAUUGCUGUAUCAGCUUUUAACUUGGAUUACUCAAAGUAACCUUACUCCUCUGCCUGAUCAUGGACUGUCAUACUCUUUUGCCUUUGUAUGCAUUAUAUAUUGCACAGAACAAGUUCUAAUCACUAUGUAACACUCAAUUUAAAUAAUGUUGAUGUCAGACAGGUUACAUAUUGUACCUUUAAACCAAAUGAAGUGUAUGUCCCGUUCUGUCUUUAGUGUCUCAGCAUGCUUGUGUAUAGCGCAUUUCCAGUGAAGCUCCACUCAUUUUAAAGCAGCUGUGCUUCAGGUGUUUAUGACCUCUGAGCUGGACACUCAACUGUAAAAUGCUGUAAUCUGAACAGGUUCUAUGAUGUGUUUGUCUAUAUUUACACUGCAUUUGGGUCAUUAGAAUGUUGUCAUUAUUACUAUUAUUAUUAUUCUCAUUAUGAAGAGUUCGUAAGUAAUGGUUUACUACUGAUGCGUUAUACUGUGAGGAAAAAAAAUGAAGAAAACAAAAGAAAAAAAACACUAAAGUAUUUAAAUGAGACUUUCCCUUUAUACAUGCCAAAUGAAGGAACAAAAAAAAUAAAUCUUAUGGAAGGGGAUGAAUGUAUUUUCACAAAUAAAAUACAAUAUGACCA